AUGUUGCCGAAUGAAAAGCACGACCAGACUUUUGGAAUUAAGGUAAAGGAGGGUUGGAGAGUGUUGCCAGAUGAAAAGCAUGACCGGACUAUUGAAAUUAAGUGUUGCCAGAUGAAAAGCACGACUGGACUUUUGGAAUUAAGAACAAUUAAGAAAGAGAAAGAUAUAUUGACGAUUGUUACCAACAAUAGACAUAUAAUAAAGAAAUAUGAUAAGCCUUUUUUAAUUAAUUCAGAUCAGCCUAUGAUGAAUACUAAAUACAGGAUUUCAAAAUACUUAACGAGUGUAUUUUGUGAGUUACCUAUUGACAUAGAAACUAGAAACAAGUAUUUUUUAAGAAUACGACAAUUAUUAUUGGAUAAACUUGUAGUUAUUGAAAAUAGAUUGAAGAAACAAGAAAAGAACAGGCAAACUACAACUUAUAUUAAAUUUAGUCAUGGUAGACGAACAUGGUAUUUGGGGUUCUACAUCCCAUGCUCGUUUUGUAGUAACGUCUGUGCUUACGUAAUGUCAAGAAAUAGAAAAGUUUGUCAAAAUUGUCAUUCGAAGGUGAUAGUAACUCCUACACCUCCGCCGCAAAAUGUAUUUAAGGAUUUUAGUAAAGUUAAACAAGUAAUAAGUAAACGUGUUGGCGUGUCUUAUACAAAAAAAGUUUCGAUGGAUGGUGGAGCACGUAAAUAUGCAAUUACGUAUUCAAAUUUGCAGAUAAACAAGCAAUUUAAAACGUUGAAAGAACAAGAGAAGUAUAAAAAGAGGUUUAAAAACAGCCUCAAGAGUAAUAAAAAUAAAUGGCAGGUCACAAAUAAUGGAAUUGGAUCAAAGGUACUUAUUUCCAAACAUAAGUUGAAAUGUAGACAUGAUAUCCUUAAGAAACAAUACAUAUCAGAAAAAGAAAUGGAGUUUCUGGUAGAUCAAGUUACAAGUGAAGUUGGAUAUAAAAUGUUAAUAGAUGAUAUUUUUAUUAAUCAUUCUUUUAACGAAGAACAUUUCCUCGAAUUAAGAAAGAAAAAAGACGCUUCUUUUGAACAAAAAGAUAGUAAGUUAGCAGAACAGUCGAGUAGUGCUGGUCAAAGUGCUACGAUAGACAAUAUUAUUACGGACCUUCAAGAAAUGGAAAUUAGUGGACAGGAUAAUGUCGCUCCUUGGCAAGAAAUACUCAAUAGACGAGAACCUAUUACAAGGGCAGAAUUUCAUCGGGGUUUGAAUAGUAUUAGAGAUAAAAGUCUUUUAACGACAUAUUGUAAUGGGGUUAGAAGAGGAAGGCGUGGACGUGGUGUUACUCACGACUACGUGGUUAAUCAGUGUGCAAUUAAAGCUCGUAAAUUAGAUCAAGAUCAUUCCUUAUCUGAUAAUAUUUACAUAAGGCUAUUUGGUUAGAAAGAAAAAUAUAUAGUCAGUUUUGUCUAUUGAAUUUAUUUUUAGUUUCACAUCAUUCCAUAUUUGAUUAUAUUUACAUAUGGCAAAUUUUAUUUGAAAGAAAAAUAUAUAGACUU
Rhizophagus irregularis DAOM 181602=DAOM 197198 is the source of this 1493-nucleotide messenger RNA. The record is from RefSeq and is a predicted model, not a curated record. Lineage: Eukaryota; Fungi; Glomeromycota; Glomeromycetes; Glomerales; Glomeraceae.